Messenger RNA from Ectocarpus siliculosus, 204 nucleotides. Lineage: Eukaryota; Phaeophyceae; Ectocarpales; Ectocarpaceae. The record is from the annotation of a GenBank genome assembly.
AUGGUUGUGAAACCCAUCAAGCCGUACACCAUCAACAGCGGUGUGCGGUCGAAAACCGUCGCCUGGGUCGUUUGCGAUCCGCAUCAGGACGUAGGGGCUGGUGUGGAGGAAGGGGCAGCGGAGGAGAAAGGGGAGAGACGCACGCCUGCGGCGGAACCGCGGCGGUUGUUUUGCAACUACGGCUCGCUGUACGUGGGAGUGUGA